AUGUUAACUGACUUUUGUAUUAGUGAAUCGGCUGUUCGAAAUCGUCAACGAAGAAAAAAAGGUUUACUGAAAAUGGCUCACAUUGGCAAAGCUGCUUUAAAUAUUCUUGGUUGGACUAUUCAUACAGCGUUAGGAAUGCGACCAGAUAACACAUCAACACCUAAUGAUGCACCAUCGUUCAAAAUACAUUCACUUAAAAACAGACUUGGUGAUUUAAUUUUGAUAAUUAUUGAUGAAAUCUCAUUGGUUUCCCAUAGCCUUUUUCAAAAAAAAAUUGGUAUGGCUCGUACAUUAUUUUUCAAUCCAGUCAAAGCUAGUCAAAAAGAAUCUAAAAUUAUUUUACAACCUUCAGGUGACGAAAACGACUGUGGAUACAUGUUCGAACAACUACCAUUAUGUAUCGGUGCACGUGUAAUUUGUCGACGAAAUAUUGAUUUCGAUGGGGCUAUGGUUAACGGAACUGAAGCAACUAUAAAAGAUAUUAUUUUGGGACAAUAG
Rotaria socialis is the source of this 498-nucleotide messenger RNA. The record is from the annotation of a GenBank genome assembly. NCBI's taxonomy places the organism in Eukaryota, Metazoa, Rotifera, Eurotatoria, Philodinida, Philodinidae.